CUCAGUCAGUCGUCGACUCUCUGCACGUGCGUUUGGAUAGCUAUAGCCAUAGCUCCUCAUCGGAAUCGGAAUCGGAAUAGGAAUCGGUAUAGGAAUCGGUAGUCGGAUCAGCUGCCACGUUUUGAACUCGAAGAAGAAAGCACUGGCCACGAUCGUUUAUUUUCGGUGCUGGAUGUUUAUUUUCGAAAACGGGCCCCUUUUAGAGGCAAGUGUUGAAGUGCUCAAGUAUCUAAGAGAGGUACCACAAGUAUCUGAAAGAUUAAAACGUGUAAAAGUAUCUGCAGCGUACAAUAGAAUCUGAACGAUUGAGUAUCUGCAAGGCUGUAACACAAUCAAGUAUCCGAAACAUACUAAAGUAACAAAGUAUCUGUCAGAUACAAAGCACAGUUUCUGCAUCUGCAGCCCCCCCCACACAGUAAACCCAUCCCAAACUGCUGCUCAUCGUACUGGAACACAAUUAAUUGGCUCGAGAAAGCGUUUUGCAGUGCAAGAAAGCGAAACAUCGUCUAAAAGGCAUUUUGUGUAUGCCAUAAGCCUUCUUGCAUCCCAAGUGUGUGUGUGAAAGCCAAUCAAGUGGCCUUCUGUACAAAACCAAUUUGUUGUUUCGGUGCAAAAGUGCUUUUUGGGGGAAACUUUCGGUGGGUGGCUUGUGGCUCCCCUUUGGAUAUCAGCCGCAUACCAAGUACUCCCCACUUCAUGCUCAUGGAUUCCAAGCCCAAGCCGGCGCUGAUAAUGAAAUGAUUAUUUGUCAUAGACAUAAGUGAGCUUUGUUUUCGCUAUUCCACAUUACGUUGCCGUAUCUCACUGGUGCGGGUAAAUGUUUACCACAGUGAACUAGUGCGUGUUGCAGUGAGAAGUGCAUUAAUUACUGCAUAUUCGGAGUUCAUCGAAAAAGCGUAUCAAUUAUCAAUCAAUUACCUGCCAGUUGGAUAUUCAUUUUGUGCGUUCCGACAGCUUUAAGCGCUGCCACUGCGAGUGCCACUUUAAUCGUCAGCAACGGAUGUCCUGAUUUCUCGACGAAAGGAUACCCAUACCCAUACCCAUACCCAUACCCAUAGACAUACAUACACAAUUAGCCACAGUGGAUGGGUGUGAAAGUUGCGACCCGCACACGGAAACCGCAUAAGCACUUGGCGAAAUCUUCCCGGGGCGAGGAACCCAAAAAGCACCGGGCAGGCAAACAAAAACAGAAACCGAAACAGAAACAGAAGCAGAAACACACGCACCAAUGUCGGACACAAUCUCCUUUGAGUUGGGCUCAGCCGCCGACCGGCCUCCCAACAGGUUUCAAGUGAACCCGGUCAACGGCAACAGUCGCAAGUCGCAGGGAGCGGACGGCCCAGGAUCCGGAUCCGGAUCAGGGACUGGCGCAGGAGCAGGAACAGGAGGAGCUGGUGAGGAUGGGCCGCACGAGGUCUACCGCCGACUCACAAACGCCGAGGGCGAGCUGCUCGAGGACGACACAUUCGACGCGACACAAAUGCUCAACCAACGGCAGCCCAGGCAGCAGAGGCAAUCAAUCAAAAGCAGUUUCCGCGACAAGGAUAAACCGUCCAGGUUCAAGGAUCUGCAGACGACGACCCGCUUCCAGGUGGACCCCCAAAAUGAGGAGUCCGACGAUUCCAAUGACUCGCAGGAGGAGCGCGAGCUGCUGGACAACGAGUACGACACAAAAUAUGGUAAAAGUUUCCGGCACUUCACCAGAGAGGCGUUACCCCGCCUGGACAACUACCGCAACAUGAUGUCCAUCCAGGCGGCCUACCGUCCAACGCUCGACGAGCUGCACAACGCCACGCUGGUGGGCAAGAACACGCACAGCUUGACACGUAAUCAGGACCCGGAGUCGGGCAUCCUGAAUGGGGUCCUGAAAUUCGGCUGGAUCAAAGGUGUGCUCGUCCGCUGCCUGCUGAACAUCUGGGGCGUGAUGCUGUUCCUCCGGCUCAGCUGGGUGGUGGGUCAGGCGGGCGUCAUCGAGGGAUUCGUAUUAAUUCUGACAACGACUGCUGUCACGACCAUCACGGCCUUGUCGAUGUCGGCGAUAAGCACUAAUGGUGUCAUCAAAGGGGGUGGCACAUACUACAUGAUAUCCCGCUCCCUGGGGCCGGAAUUCGGCGGAUCCAUCGGCCUGAUUUUCUCCCUGGCAAACGCGGUGGCGUGUGCCAUGUAUGUGGUCGGCUUCUGCGAGUCCAUGUUGGCCAUGAUGACGACCUUUGGUUGGGAAAUCGUAGACGGUGGCGUUCAGGACGUGCGCAUCAUCGGUUGCAUUACCAUCCUGCUGCUCCUGAUCAUCGUCGUCGUCGGCAUGGAGUGGGAGGCCAAGGCGCAAAUCGGACUACUUGUCAUCCUGCUGGUCGCCAUUGGGGACUUUGUUAUUGGCAGCUUCAUUGGACCGAAGAGCGAUGCGGAACUGGCCAAGGGAUUUUUGGGCUAUAAUGCUACCUUGUUUAAGAAUAACCUCUUUGCGGACUAUCGCCCGGAAAAGGGAGGCAUUAAACACGAUUUUUUCUCAGUGUUUGCUAUAUUCUUCCCCGCCGCAACGGGCAUUUUAGCUGGAGCCAAUAUCUCGGGUGACCUGAAGGAUCCCCAAAAAUCCAUUCCGAAAGGCACGAUUCUAGCCAUUGUCAUCACCACCGGAACCUAUCUGAUUAUGGUGCUCCAGUGUGGAGCCACCGUGGCUCGUGAUGCCACCGGAAAUCUUACAGAUGUGGUCAACGGCUCCUUUGCAUUCCUCCACUGUCAGCCUGGUGAAUGCAAUUACGGCCUGCAAAACUCAUUUCAAGUAAUUGAGUUGGUCUCCGGCUUUGGUCCUCUGAUUUACGCCGGUUGCUAUGCUGCCACGUUAUCCUCGGCAUUGGCCAGCUUGGUGUCUGCUCCCAAGGUUUUCCAGGCCUUGUGCAAGGAUGAGCUGUAUCCGAAGAUUGUGUGGUUUGCCAAGGGAUAUGGCAAGAACAAUGAGCCAGUUCGUGGCUAUGUGUUAACUUUUGUCAUUGCCUGUGCCUUCAUAUUGAUUGGCGAACUCAACCUGAUUGCCCCGCUCAUAUCGAACUUCUUCCUGGCCGCCUACAUGCUGAUCAACUUCAGUACCUUCCAUGCCAGUCUGGCCAAGCCAGUGGGCUGGCGACCGACCUUCAAGUAUUACAAUAUGUGGCUGAGCCUGUUGGGCGCCAUUCUGUGUGUGGCCGUCAUGUUCCUCAUCUCGUGGGCCACCGCACUCAUCACCUUUGCCGCCGUGCUGGCUCUGUACUUAAUUGUGGCCUACCGGAAGCCGGAUGUCAACUGGGGCUCCACCACCCAGGCGCAGACGUACAAGAACGCCCUGAUGUCGGUGCAGCAGCUGAACAACGUGGAGGAGCACGUGAAGAACUACCGGCCACAGAUCCUGGUUCUUUCCGGUCUGCCCAACACUCGUCCGGUGCUCGUCGACUUGGCCUACAUGCUCACCAAGAAUCUAUCCCUGCUCGUCUGUGGUCACGUUCUGAAGGGUUCCAGCUCCCAGAAGUACCGCACUUAUCUGCAGGAAAGGGCGGCCAAUUGGUUCCGGAAGCAUCGCGUUAAGGGCUUCUAUGGCCUCGUGGAUGGCGAGGACUUUGAGUCGGGCACUCGAGCUCUGAUGCAGGCCACUGGAAUUGGUAAACUUAAGCCGAACAUCAUCCUGAUGGGCUACAAGACUGACUGGCAGACGUGCGAUCACAAGGAGCUGGAUCAGUACUUCAAUGUGAUGCACAAGGCACUGGACAUGUACCUCUCCGUGGCCAUUUUGCGUGUGCCUCAGGGUCUGGACUGCUCCCAAGUGCUAGGUUCCCAGGAUGGCUGGAAGACCGUUUCGGAUGUGCCCAGAACUCUGCAGCCGAAUGAGAGUUCCGGGGAUCUGCAGGCGGUGGACAGUAGUGCCAGGAAUGGGUUGGGUGGCAGCAUUGACUCGCUCAGCAGAAAUGUGUCGCAAGAAGACCGAAACCGAAACCAGUUGGUCCACAGCGAGCAGAACAGCCUGAAGAUAGUCAAAUUGCGAUUCAAGCAGGGACUGCGGAGAAUGCGCUCGUGGCCAGGUGCAGCCUCCAGCACGAGCGACCUGUCCUUCAUUGCGGGCAAUCAAUCGAAGGAUGUUUCCGGCAUGCCGGAUCCCCUGGACGCUAAGUCAGCCAAUCUUGUGAACAAUUCGUUGCGCAAGUCAAAGCUGAAGCACGACGAUCCGGCUUCCCUCUACAAGGGUCCUGGUGGCGCCGAGCUGCCCAAAGAGGUCCUGGCGGACCUCACCCAAUUCACCAGAAAACGCAGCCACGCAGUCAUCGAUGUCUGGUGGCUAUACGACGAUGGAGGACUCACGCUCCUGCUGCCCUACAUCAUCAGUACCCGGCGCACCUGGCAGUCCUGCAAAUUGAGAGUUUACGCUCUGGCUAACAAGAAUUCGGAGCUGGAAUUCGAGCAGCGCUCAAUGGCCAGUUUGCUGUCAAAGUUCCGGAUCGAUUACUCGGAUUUGACGCUGAUUCCGGAUAUAACGAAGAAGCCACAGGAGACAUCCACGCAGUUCUUCAAUGAGCUGAUUAAGGACUUUGUUGUCACCGAAAAGGAGGGCGAGAAUGGCACCAGCAGCAGGGCGACUCUCAAUGAGGACGAUGCCGUCAUAACCGAUGACGACCUGCUGGCGGUGCAGGACAAGACGAAUCGCUACCUCCGCCUGCGGGAGUACCUGCGGGAGCAGUCGACCAAGUCGGACCUGGUGGUGAUGACUCUGCCGAUGCCCCGCAAGAACAUCGUCUCCGCACCACUCUACAUGGCCUGGCUGGAGAGUCUGAGUCGGGAUAUGCCGCCCUUCCUCUUCGUGCGCGGCAACCAGACGAGUGUGCUGACCUUCUACUCGUAGAAGCGGAUCGGAUCGGAGCGGAUCUAUUGUAUUCUACUUACACCUACCGACACCCAAACUCACCGUUAUCGUUAGGCGAACGAGUAUUUUAUCUCUUAGACGUACCACCCAUGUACAUACAUUUAGGGUAACCCCACAGAACGCACAGAGGCACUGGCAUCAGCAGAGGGAUCUGGAUCGGGAUCGGUAUCGGGAUUGGGAGUAGUCCGAUGGUCCACCACAGAUGGGUCAUGCUAUUUGAUGGAUGAACUGCCCUUACCGGUCCAUCUCUGCGUCGUCAAUAUAAAUAUUGUCCUAGAAAUCGAGUUUAAAUCAUCUUUAAAUGCAGUGCUAAUCAUUUUUAAAA
Messenger RNA from Drosophila santomea, 5207 nucleotides. It is a transcript of the gene Ncc69, whose product is annotated as solute carrier family 12 member 2. Gene Ontology annotation, biological process: sodium ion homeostasis; potassium ion homeostasis; chloride transmembrane transport. The transcript has 19 exons. The coding region runs from base 1229 to 4861 and encodes 1210 amino acids. The record is from RefSeq and is a predicted model, not a curated record. Lineage: Eukaryota; Metazoa; Arthropoda; Insecta; Diptera; Drosophilidae. Gene Ontology annotation, cellular component: membrane. Gene Ontology annotation, molecular function: sodium:potassium:chloride symporter activity.